ACACCUUCUUUGGGACCAUGUACACGUCAGAUGAUCGCGGUAUCUUGUUCUCCAAAUCUCUGGAGCGCCACCUGUUUGACGGGCAGAGGAAGAGCGAUUUCACCAACAUAACGUCACUGAGAGGAGUCUACCUCACUAAUAAACUAGACGAGGAUGGCCGUAUAAGAUCCGUCAUUUCAUUUAACAGAGGUGGGAAGUGGAGACCACUUAAGAAACCUGAGAAUGUGCAAUGUGGAGAGCAAGUCAAGAACUGCAACCUUCAUAUUCAUGGAGAGCACAGUCGCAACAUUCGCAUCGUUCCCAUGCUGGCUCUGUCUGAACCAACUGCUAUCGGUUUGGUUAUUGCACAUGGUACUGUUGGUGACUCUCUGUCAUCGUCGCAGCACCCAGACGUGUUUGUCUCUUCAGACGGGGGUUAUACCUGGAGGGGGACACUGAGGGGUCCUCACCACUACAGCAUAUUGGACUCUGGGGGCCUCAUUGUGGCCGUGGAGGCUCAGUGGGAGGGACAAGUCAAGACUAUCAAGUUCUCCACAGACGAGGGUCAGUGCUGGAAGUCCUAUAACUUCACCGAGCAGCCCUUCUUCUUUGCAGGCCUGGCUUCUGAGCCGGGGACCAAGGCCUUGAACGUGAGCGUGUGGGGCUUCAGGCCUGAGGAUGACGGCCAGCCCAUGUGGGUUGCCGUCACCAUUGAUUUCCAGAGCCUCAUUACAAGAGAGUGUAACGAUCAGGACUAUGAGGAGUGGUUGGCUCAUGCUACAGAUGGAGGGGACUCACAGAGAAACGGCUGUCUUUUGGGUGUCAAAGAGACGUACAGGAGGCUAAAGAAAGACUCAGUGUGCAGAAAUGGGCGAGGCUUUGUGGUGAGCAAGAAGCAAAGUCCCUGCUCCUGCACCAGAGAAGAUUACUUAUGCGACUACGGUUUCUACAGUGAUGUGAACACCUCCGAGUGUGUGAGACAACCCAGCGCUGCAAAUAAAACCCUGGAGCUCUGUCUGAAUGGAGAAGAGGACGAGCUCCUGACUGCAGGGUACCGUAAGCUGCCGAGUGAUCGGUGUGAGGGAGGAUUCAACCCUCAGCAUGCAGUGCAGACAGUCAUCAGACCCUGUGGGGUUAAACCCAGUCCAGGUCCUCCUGCCAGGUCCUCCUCUCCAGUCACACACUUUGACACACCGCGAGAGAGGCUGGUGUUGAUUCUGGUGUGUGCAGGAGCAGGAGUCAUCGUCCUGUUAGCUGUUGUUUCGGCCGUCUUAGCUGUCAAGAGGGUGGUUUACAGAGACAGGUGA
Molecule: messenger RNA, 1286 nt
Organism: Plectropomus leopardus (leopard coralgrouper)
Lineage: Eukaryota; Metazoa; Chordata; Actinopteri; Perciformes; Serranidae
Source: RefSeq, a predicted model, not a curated record